GAUUUUUUUUAAUAAAGAAAUGAAAAGAGAGAAGUGGAGUGUUUCCCAAUUCUCAACCUCUCAAGCAUUCCUAGGCGAAGGAUCCGACGCACAUACAAUCUCUCUUCUCGCGCAUAUACAUACAUAUAUAUAUAUUGACAGAGCUAUGAGCUCAGAAAUUCGCGGCAAAUGACCAGAACAAUUUUUAUACUACUCACUCAUAUAGUUUCCUCCGUCUCCCUCGAUCUUUUCUUCCUUCUCCAUAUUACUAGGCCAGUUAGCUGAUCUUGUUAUCUUCGGGAUUUGGUUUUUCCUCCCUUCUUCAUGUACGCCGUGUAGGUUUUGGAGCCGAUAUCGCCCCAAGUAAUGUCGAAUACUGAGCUUUACCUCGUCAAGGGCGAAGCACUGACGGAAGACAUCAUCAGCAAAGCUAAGGUUCGGGACAGACCCGCGUUGGGAUCUCAGAGCCCGGAUCGAGACUUGGAAGAUGGAGACCAGGAGGAGGAGGAACAACACGAAGAUGAAGGAGGACAGUGCAGCAAUGAAGAAGAAAUCCAAGAAAAGGACUUGUCGAAGGACUGCUGUGAAACGAGGUCUUUAGGAGGAGGAGGAGAAGGAGACGUUACCCGGCCAGUUGACAGUGAAGACGAUGGAUUUAGGACCCCGGUGUCUGCGGAUCAUACGAUCGCACCGGUUAUAAAGUGUCCGCCUGCUCCAAGGAAAUCGAAGGCGCCGGUCCCCUGGAGGAAGCGAAAAUUGCCCCCAUGUGAUGGGAGAGGUAAUGGCAUCAGCCUGGUUAUUCAUUUGUCUAAUGAAGAAGUCGAGGCAAUGUUCCCGCCUAUUCCGUUGGAGGUGCAAAAUGAGAUCAAGAAAGCUCGAAGAGAUGAUGACAGCAGUGAGUAGCGUACCGACUGCAUAUAUAUAUAUAUAUAUAUAUAUAUAUAUGCCUAUUUCAGGAUUCUGAUCUGCAGCAAUACCAAGUCAGUAUCAGUCAUGAUCUAGAUCUCUCCGACUUUAGUACAUCACACCCGGCCACCGGUGAAUAUGGUUGAUUGAUGAGAACCAAAGUCAAUCGGGCAUUGAGAAUUUUGAUCUAGGUAGGUCGCUUCCGGGCGGUGGCAUGUCAAUUUCCCUCCAUGUUUUAGGGUGCCAAUAAAGCUCGAAGCGAGAUCUGAAUUAGUCCGGAGACCGCUUCACUAUACGUACUUGGGAUUCGGACAAUCUGAGGUACAAAAUCUUACCGUUUUGUCAGAAAGACUAUGUAGAAUGAAUAAGAAGGGAUCUACUGCAUUCGGUGGACUCUAUAUGCUGAUGAAAUAAGGAUAUGUUUUGAGUUUGUGUGUAUGUAUAUAUGGCCCCAGUAGCUUUUUUCUCAGCAUUCUGUGCUUGAUACUUGAGAGCUUUUACUCGAUUGGGUAAACGAAUGAAACAUAUGUCGGAAUGAAAUGGAAUUGAAGCACCA
Molecule: messenger RNA, 1441 nt
Organism: Punica granatum (pomegranate)
Lineage: Eukaryota; Viridiplantae; Streptophyta; Magnoliopsida; Myrtales; Lythraceae
Source: RefSeq, a predicted model, not a curated record